This is a messenger RNA of Gryllus bimaculatus (two-spotted cricket), 570 nucleotides long. NCBI's taxonomy places the organism in Eukaryota, Metazoa, Arthropoda, Insecta, Orthoptera, Gryllidae. The record is from the annotation of a GenBank genome assembly.
AUGGGACCGUGCGGCCCGAGAGAUGAACAGCAACUCUGCAGUUACGCGCCAACUGCAGUUCCCGAGGCCUCAGCCCGCCCUCCUCACCUCACCACAACACGUCCCGCCGCCACGCUCCGACACGAGGCGCCCGCCGCUCACGACACGCCCUGCCAGCAAGGAGGAGAUCGAGAGCAGCUGCGGGCGCAGAGGCUCAAAAAGCUCGCUCGCCGCGCUAGACUUGGACUGCGCUUGGGCAGCGGCCGAUGUCGCGUUUGUUCAUUCUGUGGAGCAACCGGCAUUCUGUUCACCGUAUUCUACAUGCACGCGCAUAGUAUUAGUAGCAAUAGGCCAGUUACGUGCAGGUGGCGCAGAAGGGCUGUUGUCGAGAAACAAAAGGAAUGGGGAAGGAAAGAGUGGGCUAAAGAAAGGGCCUGCGGGAAGAGUCUCGCGGAAGGAUUUGGAGGAAGGAUUUUAAGGAAGGGACUGGAGGAAGGGCAUGGAGGAAGGGCAUGGAGGAAGGGCAUGGAGGAAGGGCAUGGAGGAAGGGCAUGGAGGAAGGGCGUGGAGGAAGUGACGUGGAGGAAGUGA